Talaromyces atroroseus is the source of this 705-nucleotide messenger RNA. RefSeq lists its product as hypothetical. The coding region runs from base 1 to 705 and encodes 234 amino acids. The record is from RefSeq and is a predicted model, not a curated record. Gene Ontology annotation, molecular function: transcription cis-regulatory region binding; DNA-binding transcription factor activity. Gene Ontology annotation, biological process: positive regulation of transcription by RNA polymerase II. The transcript is spliced from 2 exons. Lineage: Eukaryota; Fungi; Ascomycota; Eurotiomycetes; Eurotiales; Trichocomaceae. Gene Ontology annotation, cellular component: nucleus.
AUGUCAGGGAGCCCGGUAACAGAAUUUGUGUCUGAGCAGGCUCUUCGAAUGGCCAGUUCAGAAGGCUACAGUUCCAACAUAGACGAGUUUUUAGCAUACUCACUUGAGCUGGUGCCCGUUUUCUUGGAAAUCGGCGCUCUUGUGAGAGAGCAACAACAAACGUCCGUUCUCGCCGACAUCACUCUUGCUUCGACAUGCAGAGACCAACCCUUCAAGAUCUUGCAUCACUUGCAGAACAUGCUACAGUCUGUGCAAGCCCAUUCAACAUCCAAACCUUCCGAUAUAGCUACUGUCACUGAGCAAGAUGAAUACAUGAGGGUUAACGAAACGUAUCAUCUAGCGGCCAUGUUACAGAUUUACCAGAGAGUUCUCCGACUUCCAUCCUCAAGCGAUGAGAUUCAGGAGAUUGUGCAUCGCAUCUUGACCAUUUUACCUGAAAUCACGCUCCGCAAUAGUCCAUGCCCUGGAACUGUGCUGCUUUUCCCUCUGUUCUGUGCUGGUUGCGGGGCAGAGGAGAAAGACGAUAGAUUGAAAGUCAGAAGUAUACUAUCUAAGAUGAGUGAAUUGUACCGGCUGGAUGCAGUCAAGAGUUGCAUGCGUAUAUUGGACGACGUCUGGUCCGGCGGAAGUCUACACAAAGUAUCGUCCUCAAAUCUAGGCUGGGAAAAACUCGUUGAAGGGACUACUGAUAUCAUUCUAUACUGA